AAUAAUUAGGAGUUGAAGAGAGAGAACGCUACGGCACUGUGUGUUUCUACGCAACCUUUUCUUCUCCAAUGGCGUCUCUCUUCCAAUGCCACCACACCCUUCACCCCCUUCACCCCCUUCUUCGUCUCGCCUUCUCCUAAUAUGUGAGUGCUUCGUUUUUUCCCUCUCUGGAGUUCUUCUGUUGCUGCCCACAUGAUAAAAAUUUGUUCUUGAUUCCUAGAUCCCAUGUUGUUGUUGCGGCAAUGAUGUUUUGUUUUGUUUUGGAAAAUUAAGGUGUAUUAGUUUGUCGUUGAUCGGUUGAAAACCCCGUAUGAUCUGUGUAUCCAAUUAAUUUUUCUUUCAUGGGGCUGCGUAUAUCUGCAUUGUAGUUGGAAUUUGCUUGUUGAUGACGUUGGCAUGUUACUGUGCGGACAUGCUUGCUGAUUGUUGUUUUUGCGUUAUCAGAGUGAUCCAUGAUUCUGGCUUUGCUUGGUUGACGCUGAUGGGGUUCGUUUUCUCUGGUGAUGAUCACUAGGUGAUGCUGUGUGAGUUAGAUGGUUUGUUCUUUAUCUCACGUGUUUGUGGAAUUUUCUAUUUGAAGAGAGACAGAGAGAAGUGUGUUUGACAAGUAGUGGAUUUUUCUUGGAAAGAAUCUUUUUGUGGUAAAGAUAUGUUCUUGGGUGGAGGGAGGUAUUUGGUUUGGAAUUAAUUUUUUCACUUGGGGUAGGAUGGAUUUGCAGAACAACAUGCAGCCUGAAUUGGGCAAAUUGGAACAAAUUGUUUAUCAAUUUCUUUUGAAGUGCUUGCACGUCAUUUUGGACUCAAGGGUACCUUUGUUACGCCCCCAUGAUAGAAGUGGUGACUUGUCCAUAGGUUCUCGUGUGAGGAGGAGUGACAAGUGGUUUAACUUGGCUUUAGGUGAUAGGCCUUCUGCUCUGGAUAACUUGAACUUCUGGCACAGGAAUUUGAUGGAUCCAAUGAUAAUUGACAUUAUACUAGUUCAUGAUGUGGCUGGUUCUUCUGUUGAGACAGUCAUAGAGAGGUGGGUUGUUCAGUAUGAUUGUCCUCGUGUAGUGGCUCCUCAAACAGGUGACAUUACUAGCUCUUACAAGAAGACAUACCAGAAGUCAAUAGUACUUUUCCGAGCUCUUUACUCUCAGAUGAGGCUUCUCCCUGCUUAUAAGAUAUUCAGGCAGUUAAGCACAUAUAGUCAUAGUUGUAAUUUUGAUAUUGUUUACAAGGUCUCUUCAUUCAGUGAUCCUUUCUCUAGAGCAGAAGGGGGAAUGAUGGAAGAAUAUAAUUUCACUCCUAUUGAGGCUCUUCCUGGUCGCCUUUGUAUAUCUGUGACCUUCAGAACUGUGCUAUCUGAGUUCAACCUUGAGUGUUCAGCUUCAUUGCCAACCAAAAUAAUUACUGAUUAUGUUGGAAGCCCCAGUACUGACCCUUUGAGGUCUUUCUCUGUCUCUGAUAAGGGUGUUGGGGCCACUUCCUUUCCACUAAGAGGGAUAGCACCACCAUCUUCUUCACCACUUGAUCGUCCUCAUAGCUGGACUAGUGGUUUCCAUAGAGCAGCUCAUUUUGCACAGAACCAUCCUUAUGCUGGCUCCCCUCCAGUGUAUCGAGGUUCUUUCAAGCAGUAUGACUAUCCAUCCCCACCUAUUGAUAAUUAUGGUGUCAGAUUACCCAACCAUCGAUUGCUGAAUCAGCAAAGAUCUACUGGUUAUGAUGAGUAUCAACUUUCUCCUCCUUUCUCACCUUCACCAUCUCCAUCGCCACCUACAUAUUUCUAUGCUAGCAAUCCAAUACAAACUCACAUACGCUCUGAAACGGCCCCUGUAACUAUACCUCAUCCAGUAAUAGGAAGAAGCACUAGAAAUCUUUCUCCUAAUUUUUCAGAUCCUAGUCGAAAUUCUCUGCCACCUUUGUCUCCCAAAAAGAAUGAUGGUUCAUCCCAAGAGUCUCCAUCUGGAAUCAGGUCACUUAGGAAAUUAGACGCUUCAAGGACCGGUCAUAAGUUUGUCAGAGACAGCAAGGAUGAUUCGGGGAGGUUCUCAGCAUUGUUGUCCUCAAGUGGCUCACCACGCAUUGGAUUUUCAAGAACCUCAAGUAAAUUAUCAUUUCAGGAUGAGUUGGAUGAUGGUGACUUUUCGUGUCCUUUUGAUGUUGAUGAUGUUGAUGCACCAGAUGUUCAAUCCAGUCACAAUGUGGAUGGGAAGAAGAGUCCAGCAGAAAUGACUUCAACAUCACUGCCAAUUGGAAAAAAAUCACAAGAUGCUGCUGUUGGUGUUCUUGUGCACAUGCUGAGGACAGCGCCGCCAUUGCGCCAAGAUCCAAGCUGCUAUUCAUCCCAUUCCCCAAAGGCUGAACUUGAUGGAGGAGUUGCCACUGCUUCUGGUUUCUUCAUGCCACGAAAAACAGCAGAUGCACUUGAAGAGCUCAGGGGUUACAGAGAGAUGAGAGACCUUCUUCUUUCCAAGAGUGGCACUAGGAUCCUGAACAAGCAUAAAGCUUGAGCAUGCCAAAAUACUGGGUUCAUCAUCAAGGUUAUAAAAUAGUUGAGGGGGUGAUGCUGACUAAAGAGUGGUACUAAUCAAUUACAGUUAUACACAGCAACAAGCAGUUCUUUUGGGAAGAGAAUGAUCCAAUGGAUUUGUGUACAUAUCCUGACUGAAUGUUGGUUGGCUAGAAACACCAUUUUUAUAAUCACUAAAAUUAUGCUAAUUUUCUCUCAGUCCUUAUAGACAUUGUAGUUAUGAUAUGAGGAACUUGCAUACCUAUUGUGUUUGGCAAUGACAAAGGCUGGAAAAAGAAUGUUACUGCUAUUUUGAAAGAAAAGGUUGCUGAAUUUCUUUGUAAAGAUGCAUGCAGGCAAACACUGCUUUGAAUGUAUAUUGACUUUUCUUUAUCA
This is a messenger RNA of Vigna unguiculata (cowpea), 2887 nucleotides long. RefSeq names its product Autophagy-related protein 13 (gene ATG13). The record is from RefSeq and is a predicted model, not a curated record. Lineage: Eukaryota; Viridiplantae; Streptophyta; Magnoliopsida; Fabales; Fabaceae. Gene Ontology annotation, biological process: autophagosome assembly; mitophagy; piecemeal microautophagy of the nucleus. Gene Ontology annotation, cellular component: Atg1/ULK1 kinase complex; cytosol; phagophore assembly site.